This is a messenger RNA of Penicillium coprophilum, 252 nucleotides long. RefSeq lists its product as uncharacterized. The record is from RefSeq and is a predicted model, not a curated record. NCBI's taxonomy places the organism in Eukaryota, Fungi, Ascomycota, Eurotiomycetes, Eurotiales, Aspergillaceae. The transcript has 3 exons. The annotation marks the transcript as partial.
AUUUUGGGGCUAUGGGGGUGUUCCACUCUGGCUUUGCCACCCGCGUCAUCCCCCUCUGAGCUCCCUCCCUCUCCGCUGUCGACCAUAUGCCGAAUGUCGGUUUCCCCUAAGAUCGUAUGGGAGUCUACAGUAUCUCGCACGCGAGUCUUACCCUAUGAUCGAGAAGAAGAUCCAGAACCCUGUUUGCGUUGGCCUAGCCUCAUUGUUGCUCUGUACUGGAGACACCUCACCCCCUUCGCGACCCAAUUAUUG